Fusarium coffeatum is the source of this 879-nucleotide messenger RNA. RefSeq lists its product as uncharacterized. Bases 1 to 879 code for a protein of 292 amino acids. NCBI's taxonomy places the organism in Eukaryota, Fungi, Ascomycota, Sordariomycetes, Hypocreales, Nectriaceae. Gene Ontology annotation, cellular component: cytoplasm. The record is from RefSeq and is a predicted model, not a curated record. Gene Ontology annotation, biological process: removal of superoxide radicals. Gene Ontology annotation, molecular function: copper ion binding; superoxide dismutase copper chaperone activity. The transcript is spliced from 5 exons.
AUGCCUCCAAAGUUUACGCCUAUUAGACUCUUUACAACUACAUCUUUACUUGCUGUAGCCGGCUAUUCAGCUUACCAGUACCGGUUUUCGAAUAUUAACUCUAAGACCACGCCCCCCACUUCACCCAAGAAGAUGACUGUUGAUAACUCGUUUGAGACCCUCUUUGCAGUUCCGCUGUCAUGUGACGGCUGUAUCAAAGCCGUUUCAGACUCUCUGUAUAAGCUGGGCGGUAUCAACAAUGUCGAGGGUAACCUGGAGGACCAACUAGUAUCUGUCAAGGGCACUGCUGCCCCAUCAGCUAUUGUGGAGGCCAUCCAAGCAACUGGUAGAGAUGCCAUCCUGCGUGGAUCAGGAGCUUCAGACAGUGCUGCUGUCAGUAUUCUGGAGACGUUUGAAGAUCCUGUUGAUGGUAACUACGAGGAACCCAGCCGGGAUGUGAGAGGUUUGGCAAGAAUGGUUCAGGUCAGCUCAGGGCGAACACUGGUCGACUUGACUAUCCGUGGUGUCUCGCCAGGCACAUAUCGAGCUUCCAUCCGUGCGUACGGCGAUUUGAAGAAUGGUGCAACCUCAACAGGACCCGUCUGGUCGGGAGAUGAUCAGAAGCUUCGAGGAGAUCUAGGACUUGUUGAAGUUGGCAAGGAUGGUAGAGGCGGUUCGUUCAUCGACCACGGGUUUCAAAUCUGGGAAGUUAUUGGCCACGCCAUGGUUCUGACAAGACAAGAUGAGAAGGCCGAGCCUCUCAAGAACGAUAAGGAUACCGUUGUGGGUAUCAUCGCCCGAAGCGCUGGCAUGUGGGACAAUGAUAAGACCGUGUGCUCUUGUACAGGCAAGACACUCUGGGAGGAGCGUAAGGAUGAGGUCAAUAAGGGCAUGCUAUGA